CUCCCAUUCAACUUCCUCCAAACCAACACACUCAUCCUUCUUCAUACUACAAAAUAAAACCGCAGCAGGAGCACAGCACAAAGCUACCAUGGCAUCGACUUUAGCACCUCAGGACAGUGAUCCUCGUACAGCAGCACUCAACAGCUACCGCAAGAAGCUACUUGAGCACCGCGAGAUGGAGGCCAAAGUCAAAGACUUACGCAUGGGACUCAAGGAACUGGAUCGCGCGUUUAACAAAUCAGAGGACGACAUCAAAGCCUUGCAGAGUGUGGGUCAGAUUAUCGGAUCUGUACUGAAGCAGUUGGACGAGGACCGAUUUAUCAUCAAGGCUGCAAGUGGACCUCGAUAUGUUGUCGGAUGCAGGAGCAAGCUGGACAAAUCAAAGUUGAAGCUGGGCACACGCGUUGCACUUGAUAUGACAACAUUUACGAUCAUGCGCAUGCUGCCACGCGAGGUGGAUCCAAUGGUCUAUAGCAUGGGUAUGGAAGAUCCAGGCUCGAUUUCUUUUGCUGGAAUCGGAGGAUUAAGCGAGCAGAUCAGAGAGUUGCGCGAGGUCAUUGAGCUGCCAUUGAUGAACCCCGAGCUGUUUGUACGUGUGGGAAUCAAGCCUCCCAAGGGCGUUCUGUUGUACGGACCUCCAGGAACCGGCAAGACGCUUCUGGCUCGUGCUGUCGCAAGCACAUUGGAGACCAACUUUUUGAAGGUUGUCUCCUCCGCAAUUGUUGACAAGUAUAUCGGAGAGAGUGCCAGAGUUAUUAGGGAAAUGUUUGCAUACGCCAAGGAGCAUGAACCAUGCAUUAUUUUCAUGGACGAAAUUGAUGCCAUUGGAGGACGUCGUUUCUCGGAAGGAAGCUCCGCAGAUCGUGAGAUUCAGCGUACAUUGAUGGAGCUGUUGAACCAAAUGGACGGAUUCGAUCACCUUGGGCAGACAAAGCUGAUCAUGGCUACGAACAGACCAGAUACAUUGGACCCUGCCCUAUUGAGACCAGGUCGUUUGGAUCGUAAGAUCGAAAUUCCUCUUCCAAAUGAGCAAGGAAGAAUGGAAAUUUUGAAGAUUCACGCCAUGGGUAUUACGAAACAAGGUGAAAUCGAUUAUGAGGCCGUCGUCAAGCUGUCCGAUGGUUUUAACGGAGCUGAUAUUCGCAAUGUCUGUACAGAGGCAGGCAUGUUUGCCAUUCGAGAGGAUCGCGACUAUGUCGUUCAGGAGGACUUUAUGAAGGCCGUUCGCAAAGUAGCAGACGCCAAGAAGCUGGAAGGAAAGCUCGAUUAUGAGAAGAUCUAAUUGGAUAAUAAUCAGCUGUGCUUACACCAAGACAUACAAUAAAGCAUGUGUGAACAACGAACAUUAACC
This is a messenger RNA of Gamsiella multidivaricata, 1351 nucleotides long. RefSeq names its product 26S protease regulatory subunit 10B. Gene Ontology annotation, molecular function: proteasome-activating activity; ATP binding; ATP hydrolysis activity. The record is from RefSeq and is a predicted model, not a curated record. Gene Ontology annotation, cellular component: proteasome regulatory particle, base subcomplex; cytosolic proteasome complex. Lineage: Eukaryota; Fungi; Mortierellomycota; Mortierellomycetes; Mortierellales; Mortierellaceae. Gene Ontology annotation, biological process: positive regulation of RNA polymerase II transcription preinitiation complex assembly. The coding region runs from base 89 to 1282 and encodes 397 amino acids. The transcript has 6 exons.